This is a messenger RNA of Chaetomium strumarium, 1711 nucleotides long. RefSeq lists its product as uncharacterized. The record is from RefSeq and is a predicted model, not a curated record. The transcript has a single exon. Lineage: Eukaryota; Fungi; Ascomycota; Sordariomycetes; Sordariales; Chaetomiaceae. Bases 375 to 1610 code for a protein of 411 amino acids.
CCGACUUGUCCUAUGAUUCAGAUCAUAACUGAAGAUACCUACCUGACGUAUGUAUUGUAUCAGGGUUAGGGCUAAGAACAGUGCAUGACAUCAUCCCGCUUGUAGUUGGCAGUGAUGUCAUGCAUGCCUGCUCAGGUCUGCAACUCCAAGGAGUCCAGAGUGGAAUCAUGAACGUCAUGCUUCAUUUUUCACAUGCGAGCGAGUCCAAGGAAGGAGCGGUCUUUGUGUUCCCCGAAUUCCCAUAAGUAAUCCUGCCAGAAAUAAACACUGGAAGCUUUCAACUACCAAAUAUCCCCCAUACGACCAAUUGGCUUCCGCAUCUUCGCACUACCAAAACAAACAUCAUCGGACAUCUUCCAAUUCACUCCCUCGCAAUGUUCUCCGCUCGAUUCCCAACCGGAGUAGCUCCUAGAGCGGCUCGCAAUGCCCAGGCCAUCCGCACACCACGGUCUCAGCGCCGUUUCCAGUCCACCCAGACCAGCGGAACAAGCUCAAAUCACUUCAUGUCAGGUGUCGCUGGCGGAGUGGCGGGCGCAGGCCUGCUGUACGGCAUCUACCUCAUGACGCCCGCCGGGAAAGCAGCCCGCAAGGUCAAUGCAGCAGCGAAGGAGAUCGACAACAGAUACCAGCAGGUGGCCGCCACGAUAAAGGACAAGACGCCGACAACGGACGAAGCGGUCGACAAGCUCAGGCAGUUCUGCUACUCGUACGUGGCGUGGGUUCCCGGCGGCCGUCAGUAUGUCGACAGCGCCUUCAACGACCUUGAAGCGGUCCGGAAAGAGCACAGCGACGAGGUGGACAAGAUCGUCUCGGAGACAUACAAGGAAUUUCAGGAUGUUGCGAAAAGCGGUUUGAGUUUCGAGUCGAUGACCAAGGCAUACGAUGCGCUCGCGAACCUGGCAGGGAAGGUCGCCAGUCUUAGCGGCAGCGCAGCCGACCAGCUCCUCGAACGCCACCCGCAAUUAAACGACAAGGUCGGCGAGCCCAUCAGGCAGCUCAAGCAGAUGGGCAAGGAUUACGGCCCGGAGGCCAGGAAGCUGGUAGACGAGACAUGGAACCAGGUCAACGACGCCCUGUCUAGCGGAUUCUCGGUCGAGACCGCGGAUAAGGUGCGGAAGCUUGUCGAGGAGCGGACCGAGCAGGUCCGUAAGAUCGGCGAUGAUCUGUGGGACAAGGGGUUGGAGCAGGCGAAGCCAUACCUCGACAAGAACCCGCGGGUCAAGGAGUUGAUCACGGAAAACCAGGAGGCCCUCAAGCAAGGGAAUAUGAUGGCCUUGUUCGGGCAGCUUAAGAAGCUCGGAGAGGGCGGCGAUACGGGCAAGCUUGAGGACUACGUCAAGCAGGCCGUCGACAAGGCCAAGUCAACCGGCGCCAAGGCGGUGGGUGGAAGCAGCAGCUUCGCAGCGCUCGCCAAGGUCUUUGGAACGUCUUCGGACGAGGCAGGCCGCAUGAUCCAGGAAAAUGUCGGGUUGUUGACCGAGGUGGCGAACAAGCAUGCAUCGGAGGGCAAGGCGCUGCUGGAGGAGACCAGGGACGACCUCAAGAAGCUAUUGGAGGAAAAGGCGAAUAAGGCACGGAAGAUCGCAGACAAGGCGAAGAGUGGGCAGUAAUUGUGAGACUGUGCUCGUCUGUACAUUACUAUAGCAUUCUAGAGUAGCCCUGGGCAUUUAAACGUUAGCACUGCAUUUCCAUAUUGCAAACAAGAGAUGGC